Calidris pugnax (ruff) is the source of this 1146-nucleotide messenger RNA. RefSeq names its product putative phospholipase B-like 2. The record is from RefSeq and is a predicted model, not a curated record. Gene Ontology annotation, biological process: phospholipid catabolic process. Gene Ontology annotation, cellular component: extracellular region. The transcript is spliced from 9 exons. Bases 1 to 1146 code for a protein of 381 amino acids. Gene Ontology annotation, molecular function: glycerophospholipase activity. NCBI's taxonomy places the organism in Eukaryota, Metazoa, Chordata, Aves, Charadriiformes, Scolopacidae.
AUGGAGCCAAGCCUGCUGCAGUUGGGGGGUGACCUGGAGGACCUGGAAUCUGCCCUGAACCGUUCCUCCCCCCGGCGCGUCCUGGGCUCGGGCUCCUGCUCUGCCCUCCUCAAGCUGCUGCCGGGCCAUCGGGAUCUCCUGGUGGCCCACGACACCUGGACCUCCUACCAGUCCAUGCUGCGCGUCAUCAAGAAGUACACGCUGCCCUUCCGCACCUCGCCCGGCGGCAAUUCUCAGAUCCCCGGGAGCAUCCAGGUGUUUUCCUCCUACCCCGGCACCAUCUUCUCUGGGGAUGACUUCUACAUCCUCAGCAGCGGGUUGGUAGCGCUGGAAACCACCAUCGGGAACAACGACCCGGCGCGGUGGAAGUUCCUGGACCCCCGGGGCAGCGUCCUGGAGUGGCUGAGGAACAUCGUGGCCAACCGCCUGGCCCGCAGUGGUCCCGAGUGGGCCACCAUCUUCCGGCGGUUCAACAGCGGCACCUACAACAACCAGUGGAUGGUGGUGGACUACAAAGCCUUCACGCCGGGGAGAGCCACCCCACCGCCGGGGCUGCUGACCGUGCUGGAGCAGAUCCCGGGCCUGGUGGUGGCGGCCGAUGAGACGGAGCUGCUCUACCAGCAAGGCUACUGGGCCAGCUACAACCUGCCGUUUUUUGAGGAGAUCUUCAACGCCAGCGGGAACCCAGAGCUGGUGAGGAAAUACGGGGACUGGUUCACCUACGACAAGAACCCGCGCGCCCAGAUCUUCCGCCGCAACCAAACAUUGGUCCAUGACCUGGACUCCAUGGUCCGCCUGAUGCGCUCCAACAACUACCUGCAGGACCCGCUGUCGCGGUGCCGGGGCUGCGACCCCCCCCAGAACGCGGAGAACGCCAUCUCUGCCCGCUCCGACCUCAACCCCCCCAACGGCACCUACCCCUUCCCGGCCCUGCGCCAGCGCUGCCACGGGGGCACCGACAUGAAGGUGGUGGUGAUGGUCACCUCCUGGGGCAUGGCCCCCACCUUCGGGCUGGUGGCCGCCAGUGGUCCCACCUGGGAUGAUGUCCCCCCCUUCCGCUGGAGCGUGUCCCCCUGCAGUGCUCUGCUGCACAUGGGACACCCCGACCUCUGGACCUUCCCCCCCAUCAAGGUCCACUGGGACUGA